Messenger RNA from Olea europaea var. sylvestris, 579 nucleotides. RefSeq names its product photosystem II 5 kDa protein, chloroplastic-like. Bases 97 to 414 code for a protein of 105 amino acids. Lineage: Eukaryota; Viridiplantae; Streptophyta; Magnoliopsida; Lamiales; Oleaceae. The transcript has a single exon. The record is from RefSeq and is a predicted model, not a curated record.
UUGUUGCCCAUGACAUUUCUAACCAACAAAAGUAACUUGGCCUCAUUCUUGUGCACAAAACAGACUCAAUUUUUUUAAUCAUCCAAGCUUCAAACAAUGGCCUCCAUGAUAAUGACAGCCUCAUUCUUGGGUGGCUCAGCCGCAGCAGCCACCACCAAACAGCUCCCAAGCACCACCACCCGCUGUGGCAUGGUGGUGGUUAAGGCCUCCAAAGAUUCCCAUAAUGGAAGGAUGGUGGAAGAGAAUAAAAGCAGCACCAGAAGGGACUUGAUGUUUGCAGUGGCUGCUGCUGCUACAUGCUCCAUUGCCAAAGUUGCCAUGGCGGAUGAGCCCAAAAGGGGCUCCCUGGAUGCUAAAAAGAAGUAUGCACCUGUUUGUGUUACUAAUCCUACUGCACGCAUUUGUCGCAACUGAGAACAGGAAUUGCCAAUCUCUUUGUCUAAUAUCUCUCAAGUAUUAUAAGCAUCCAACUUUAUGCUUGUCCUUUGAUCAACUGCUUUAAUUUCAGCGCAAAGAAUCAAUUAUUAUGAACUACCAGAGUAUGUUGGGCUAAGUGCAAAUGUUACUUAUUUACUUUCA